AUGGCCGCUCAGGAAUACUACAGUCAAGGCGGCCGUCCACAGCCUCCCUACGGUGCCGACUCGAACUCAUCACCUUACUACCAAUCUCACGAUACUCCUUCACCUGGGUCGACACCAGCACCGCCGUACCAGGCCGCGUACUCGGCACCACCCGAUACUUCAAUUUACCCUGCCGAAUCCGCAGGUCACGUCCCUACCUCGAAACCGGCCCCUUACUCACCCAGCGAUAUAUCGUACACACCGGCAGCCGCGUACGCUGCUCCCGGGCAAAGCUCGAGCUCACGACCUCAAGGCCAAGGUCAAACAGAGCAGUCUCCAUUUGACACCGUCUUUGACGACAACGCCUAUCCGAUGAACACAAACUCGAGACCGACGCCUUCCUCUAGCACAGGCGACAUUGGCCAGCAUGGUUUUUAUCAGGAUACGAGUUAUCACGGCGGACCCGACCCAGCUCAUGGACAUGGACAGGGACAGGAGGCCAUCCCACUCCAAGAUCGACCUGGAAAGGAUGUCGAUGCUGAGAUGAACGACCACAUCUAUGAUGCCCCUGGACGGAACAGAAAGGGCAAGAAGGGCAAGGUUCGCCUGGGCGAGUUGGGCAUGCUGGGCGCAAACAAUAAGAGAAUUCCUUGGGUCGUCUACAUCUUUUCUGUGGUCCAGAUUGCAGUCUUCAUCGCCUGCAUUGCCAGGAACGGUGUACUAACUGGGUCCCCCAUUGCGACCAAGCCCGAUUUCAACAUCUUCAUCGGUCCCUCGUAUCCAGUCCUCAUCAACAUGGGAGCCCGAUUCGCCCCUUGUAUGCACAACGUUAAGGGCAUCCAAGACCGAGAGAUGCUCAAAACCUCGAGCGGCCUGCAGGAUCCUGUCGUUUUCAUGUGCCCAAACGCCACUAAGAACGACACUCUCUGCUCUCUCAAGACAGUCUGCGGCUUUGGUGGAACUGUCCCGAACCCCAAGUUUAACGGUGACAUCGAUCAGAGCCCACAGCCAAACCAGUGGUUCAGAUUCAUCACCUCUAUCUUCCUCCACGCUGGUGUGGUUCAUAUCCUCUUCAACCUCCUGGUACAGCUCACCAUCGGGAAGGACAUGGAAAGGGCUAUUGGACCUGUUCGAUUCUUGCUGGUGUAUAUCAGUGCUGGAAUCUUUGGCAAUAUCAUGGGAGGAAACUACGCACCACCCGGCUACGCGUCUAUGGGUGCUUCUGGUGCCAUCUUUGGCAUUAUUGCUUUGACCCUUCUCGAUCUUCUCUACUCCUGGAAGGACAGGAAGAGCCCGGUCAAGGAUCUCCUUUUCAUCUUCCUCGAUAUGGCGAUCGCUUUUGUUUUGGGACUCUUGCCUGGCCUGGACAACUUUGCUCAUAUUGGUGGUUUCUUGAUGGGUCUCUCUCUCGGCGUCUGUGUUCUCCAUUCUCCCAACUCACUGCGAAGACGGAUAGGUCAGGAGCUUUCCUACUCAGCAGUGUCACCCAGCACUGGCGAGACGCCACCCCCCUUCUUUAAGAACCCUGUCGGUUUUUUCAAGGGACGAAAGCCUCUUUGGUGGGCUUGGUGGUUGAUUCGUGCUGGAUUUCUGGUCAUGAUCAUCGUCGUCUUCAUCGUUCUUCUCAACCGAUUUUACACCAGCCACGAGGUUUGCAAGUGGUGCAAGCACAUUAACUGUCUGCCCGUCAAGGACUGGUGUGAGUUGGGAAACUACGAUGACCCGAAAUAA
This is a messenger RNA of Fusarium keratoplasticum, 1710 nucleotides long. Its product is annotated as Rhomboid-like protein. Lineage: Eukaryota; Fungi; Ascomycota; Sordariomycetes; Hypocreales; Nectriaceae. Gene Ontology annotation, cellular component: membrane. The coding region runs from base 1 to 1710 and encodes 569 amino acids. The transcript is spliced from 3 exons. The record is from RefSeq and is a predicted model, not a curated record. Gene Ontology annotation, molecular function: serine-type endopeptidase activity. Gene Ontology annotation, biological process: proteolysis.